This is a messenger RNA of Galleria mellonella (greater wax moth), 7620 nucleotides long. It is a transcript of the gene Spt6, whose product is annotated as transcription elongation factor SPT6. Gene Ontology annotation, biological process: nucleosome organization; transcription elongation-coupled chromatin remodeling; mRNA transcription by RNA polymerase II. Gene Ontology annotation, molecular function: DNA binding; nucleosome binding; histone binding. The transcript is spliced from 24 exons. The coding region runs from base 173 to 5329 and encodes 1718 amino acids. NCBI's taxonomy places the organism in Eukaryota, Metazoa, Arthropoda, Insecta, Lepidoptera, Pyralidae. The record is from RefSeq and is a predicted model, not a curated record. Gene Ontology annotation, cellular component: transcription elongation factor complex.
AAUCUGUGGUAUUAUGAAGGGAAUGAAUGAAUGCACCCUCAGUCUUUUAAUUUUCAUGGUUUUUUAGAUUUAUGAAGAAAAUACCAUAAUUUCCAUUGCUAACACGGACAAAAUACUAGUGUUAAGUGUUUUAAAUAAUUAAAUUCAAGAAUAGCUUUUAGUAAAAGUAAAAAUGGCUGAUUUUCUUGAAUCAGAGGCGGAGGAGAGCGAGUUGGAAUCUGAAGAUGACGAACAGCCAACUGAACGCAAAAAAUUGAAACGUAAGGCAGCAGUUCAGAGUGAUGACGAGGAUGAGGAAGAAGAAGAUGAUGAGGAGCGUUUACGCGAGGAGUUAAAGGACUUGAUUGAUGAUGCUCCUAUAGAAGAGUCCGGUAGUGAUGGCGAGGACUCUGAUGCCAGCCUAAGAAAGAAGAGAAAAAAAAGUGAUGAUGAACUGGAUGAUAGAUUAGAAGAUGAGGAUUAUGACUUAAUAGAAGAAAAUUUAGGAGUUAAAGUAGCUAGGAAUAAGUUCAAACGUCUCCGUCGUUUGGAAGAUGAUGAUAGUGACAAUGAAGGCGCUGAUGACCCUGAGUUGGAAAGGGAGGUCAUUGCUGAGAAGUUGUUUGUUGGUGGCUCAGAUGAGGAGGAUGAGAAUCGCUCUGAGUCUGCAGCUCCUAGAGAAGUGGAGUAUGACGAUGAAAAUGAGGAUAUGGAGUCAGACGCUGAUGACUUCAUUGUAGAUGAUGAUGGUAGACCUAUAGCUGAAAGAAAGAAGAAACGCAAACCUAUAUUCACUGAUGCUUCAUUGCAAGAGGGUCAAGAUAUAUUCGGCGUGGACUUUGAUUAUGAUGAAUUUGAAAAAUAUGGUGAUGAGGAUUAUGAGGAUGAGGAAGAGGAAGACCUGGAUGAGUACAUUGAGGAUGAAGAGGAAGGUGGUGGAAAAAGGCCAAAGGGUAAAGCAAAACGCCCUAGUAAGAAGUCUAUAUUUGAGAUUUAUGAACCUAGUGAAUUGAAGAGGAGUCAUUUUACUGAUUUGGAUAAUGAGAUACGAAAAACGGAUGUGCCUGAACGAAUGCAAAUCCGUGAAGUACCGAUAACACCAGUGGAGGAAGGCAGCACAGAGUUAGAGGAUGAAGCCGAAUGGAUAUACAAGCAGGCUUUCCUCAAACCGCCCGUCUCCAAGGCCGAUUCGCAGGAAGCUAGGGAACGGUCGCGCAGGGGCACUAGUACAAUAACAAAAAUCCGUCAAGCAUUGGACUUCAUGAGGAACCAAACAUUGGAGGUGCCGUUUAUUGCAUUCUAUCGCAAGGAGUAUGUACAGCCAGAACUGAGUAUUAAUGACUUGUGGAAAGUCUACAAAUAUGAUGCAAAAUGGUGCCAACUGAAGCAACGUAAAGAGAAUCUUCUCAAAUUAUUGGAGAACAUGCGAGAGUAUCAACUAGAUAAGGUCAUGCAAAAUCCUGAUGCACCCAUACCUGAGAGUAUGAGACUCAUCAAAGAUGAAGAUAUUGAAAGAUUAAAAAACGUGCAGACACCGGAAGAAUUGCGCGACGUACACACGCAUUUCCUGCUGUAUUAUUCCACCGAACUGCCCGAGAUGCAGAGGCUACAACGUAUCAAGGAAAAGAAGAAAGAACUUGACGAGAAAAAAAAACUGGCACGCGAAGAAGCAGAGAAAAAUGGAGUGGAUCCAGAAGAGGCAGUCGCCGAAGUGGAAGCUAGGGCUUUACAGGAAGAGGAGGUAGUCACUGAUGUGAAGUACGCCGUCAGGUCAGGUCCAUAUGAGCUUUGCAGAAAAGCUGGCAUUGAGCCGCUUGUGAAGAAAUUUGGUUUGACCCCGGAGCAGUUUGCUGAGAACGUUCGCGACAAUUACCAGCGGCACGAGGUAGAACAGCAACCUAUACCGCCAUUAGAAGCUGCCGCCGCUUAUGCGGGCGCGACUGGGUCGGCGGCGGAGGUGGUGCGGCGCGCGGUGUACAUGUGCGGCGUGCAGCUGGCGCGCGAGCCGGGGCUGCGCGGCGCGCUGCGGGACGCGCUGCGCGAGCGCGCCACGCUCAGCGUGCGGCCCACGCCGCGCGGCCUCAAGGACAUCGACGAGAACCACCCCUGCUACAGUUUAAAAUACCUCAAGAAGAAGCCGGUGCGCGAUUUAACAGGCGAUCAGUUUCUCAAGUUGACGAUGGCUGCGGAAGACAAGUUGCUGGAGCUAAAUAUCAGUGAACAGAUUGAAGGCAACACCAGUCCCAGUUAUUUAGAGGAGCUUAAACAGCUUUAUCAAAAGGAUGAGUUCGCGUCUACGGUGCAGGCGUGGAACGAGCUCCGCGCGGAGGCGGUCACCAUUGCACUCAACAAAAUCGUUAUGCCAGAGUUGCGACGAGAACUUAACGCCGUGCUGCUGCAGGAGUCCAAGGAAUAUGUGCUCAAAUGCUGUCGUCGACGGCUAUACGAUUGGUUGAAAGUCGCUCCAUACGAGUCCCGGGUGUCCGAUGACGACGAUGAGGAUUGGGACGCCUCUAAUGGGCUGCGUGUGCUGUCGAUCGCGUACGUGCCGGACCGGCAGCACUCUGCGUUCGCGUGCGUGGUGGGCGGCGGCGGCGAGGUGGCCGACCACCUGCGGCUGCCGCACCUGCUCUACCGCCGCAACGCCUGGGACGCGCUCGAGCGCCGCAACAAGGAGGCCGACAUGACCGCGCUCCGACGAUUUAUAUUACACAAAAAGCCCCAUGUAAUCGUGAUAGGCGGCGAGUCUCGCGAGGCGCUCAAUAUAAAGGCAGAUGUGGCGGACUGUGUUCAGCAACUAGUUGAAGAUGAGCAGUUUCCAAGGAUACCUAUAGAAAUAGCUGAUAAUCACAUUAGCAAAAUUUACAGUAAUAGCAUACGCGGCCGGCACGAUUUUAGAGAGUAUCCUGAAGUUCUGCGGCAAGCAAUUUGUCAAGGUCGCCUCUUACAAGAUCCUUUGAUGGAAAUUUCCCAGCUCUGUGGUCCGGAUGAAGAAAUCUUAUGUCUCCGGUAUCACCCAUUGCAGGAUCAAAUAGCGAAGGAGGAUCUACUUGAAGGCGUUGAAUUAGAAUUUGUUAAUCGGGUAAACGAAGUUGGUGUGGAUAUGAACGAAGCGAUACUCACAGGUCGCGGUACCGAGUUGUUGCAAUUUGUUUGCGGUUUAGGACCAAGGAAGGCUCAAGCGCUAAUAAAACUCUUCAAACAGACUAAUCAGAAACUUGAAAAUAGAACACAGCUGGUAACUGUAUGUCAUAUGGGCCCUAAAGUAUUUAUUAAUUGCUCUGGGUUCAUAAAAAUAGACACAAGCAGCCUCGGUGAUAGCACAGAGGCGUAUAUAGAAGUCCUCGAUGGGUCUAGAGUCCAUCCGGAGACGUAUGAAUGGGCUCGCAAGAUGGCGGUCGAUGCGCUCGAGUAUGAAGACGAGGAUGCUAAUCCUGCUGGUGCCGUGGAGGAAAUUUUAGAGGCGCCAGAGAGGCUGAAAGAUUUAGAUUUGGAUGCAUUCGCGGAAGAGUUAGAGCGCCAAGGAUUCGGCAACAAAUGUAUAACGUUGUAUGAUAUUCGAGCAGAAUUAAACUCUAGGUAUAAAGAUUUAAGAGUUCCAUAUCGUUCGCCGACUCCAGAAGAGUUAUUUGAUAUACUGACUAAGGAGUCUCCGGAAAUAUUUUAUGUAGGGAAGAUGGUAUUAGCUACGGUGUUCGGUAUCACGCACAGGAAGCCUCAAAGAGAGAUGCUUGAUCAGGCCAAUCCCGUGAGAAAUGAUGAGACUGGUUUAUGGGAGUGUCCUUUCUGUCACAAGAACGAUUUUCCCGAACUUUCAGAGGUGUGGAAUCACUUCGACGCGGGCGCGUGUCCCGGGCAGGCGACUGGUGUACGGGUGCGGCUCGACAACGGGCUCUCGGGCUACAUACACAUCAAGAACCUGUCCGACCGCCACGUCGCUGACCCCACCGAGCGCGUCCGCCUCGGCCAGACCGUGCACUGCCGCGUGCUCAAGAUCGACGUCGAGAGGUUCUCUGUCGACUGCUCCUCAAAGUCCUCCGACCUACUGGACAAGAAUAAGGAGUGGAGACCUCAAAAAGACCCAUACUAUGAUCAAGAAUCAGAAGACAAGGAUGUGCGUAAGGAUACAGAGGCUAAACAGACUAAAGAACGCAUGCAGUACGUGAAGCGGGUAAUAGUGCACCCCGCCUUCCACAAUAUCUCAUUCGCGGAAGCUGAAAAGUUAAUGGAAAAUAUGGCGCAAGGCGAGGUGAUCGUUCGACCUAGUAGUAAGGGUUCUGAUCAUCUCACUGUAACAUGGAAAGUAGCAGAUGGCAUAUGUCAGCAUAUAGAUGUACGUGAGGAAGGCAAAGAAAACGCAUUCUCAUUAGGUCGAAGCCUAUGGAUUCAGGGAUCUGAAUUUGAAGAUCUCGAUGAAAUCAUCGCGCGCCACGUGACCCCAAUGGCGGGACACGCGCGCGACCUCAUCGCCUACAAGUACUACAAACCUCUGGGCGGCAUGAGGGACAAAGCCGAGGAGCUGCUAAAGGAGGAAAAAGCCAAAAACCCAAACAAAAUUCACUACGUUAUCUCGGCAGCCAAAAAUCACCCGGGACGAUUCCUACUCUCCUAUCUGCCGCGAAGUCGAUGUACGCACGAGUACAUAUCGGUGAUGCCCGACGGGUACAAAUUUAGACAGAGAAUGUUCGACUCUCUCGGAGGGCUACUGAAAUGGUUCAAGGAACACUUCAGGGACCCGCCGCCCAGUGGCACGCCCGUGCAGCGGACACCGGCGCUGCGAACACCGCACGGCGGCAUGACAUCCGCCAUGUACCACACGCCCGCCGCGCACACGCCUGCCUUCCACACACCCGCGCACACGCCUGGGCCCGGCGCCGGCUACAUCAACACUCCCUACACUCCCUCCGCCCAGACACCGUACAUGACACCAUUCGCGACCACGCCCCGCCAGCCGGACUUCCUCGCCCCGAUCGUGCCCAGGCACAAGCCCGUGCAGAUUCCGUACACGGAGCCAUCGGACUGGCAGAAGGCGGCCGAGGACUGGGUGCGGCACCGGACGCUGCGAGAUACGCCCUCGACGCCGCGAAGCAGCGACGCUAUGUCUACGCCGAGGCCGGCUAGUCGAACACCUCGACAGGAUACCCGGUCCGGGAGACACGAGUCUCGGUCUGGACGGCACGACGGGCGACACGAGAGCAGACACGAGAGCCGGCACGAUCCGAACCGGACGCCGCGGCCCGGCUCGGGCAGGUCGUCGCGGGCGCAGUCGGUGCGGUCGACGCCGCACACGAACACGUCGCCGCGGUCCAUGUCGCUAGGCGACGCGACGCCCCUCUACGAUGAGAAUUAGAAAGACUGACGGCUAGCCUAAGGGAUGCUGUAUUUUAUUUUUGUACCGCCUCGGAGUCGACAGUGUUCGACAGGCGACUCGUAAUUGCUAAGUGUAUUCCGCCAGGUUCGUUUAAGCAUAGCUUAAUCUAAGUUGCCUUGUUUAGGGGUUUAUUUUUUAGCCUGUCAACUUCUAAAGCAAACCGUACUCUAGAGAGUAGGCAGUAAGGUAUUUAUCUGUGGACGUGAAAGUCUAGCGAGGUACAGAAGUACGCUUGCUCAUUCCUCGCAAUCCUAUCUAGAAACCAUUGUGGUCAAUUCGUCAUAAUUCAUAUUGGGUUAUUACUGUAUUUUCAACCGUUUUCAAAAAGGAGGUCCUCAAUUCGCUUAUAAUUUUUGUUUGUUUGUUACCUCAUAACUCCAUCAGUUUUGAACCGAAUUUAAAUAUUCUUUUUUAUCUGAAAGGAUAUAUUUACAGAUUGGUCCCAUAGAAAUAUUAUCAAAAUUGGUUAAGUAGUUUAACUUUUAGAGAAAAAUAAUUGGUUUAGUCACAAUUGAAGUCGGUUUUUUGUGGCAUAUGAUAUUUAAUUGCUUAAAAAUACACCCUUUUUACCUUUUCGCUUAAAGUUGACAGGCUAGAUAUUUUACAUGCAUGCGUGUGUGCUCGCAAUCCUAAUAGAUAGUAAUAAUAGUAAUAAAUUAUUAUUAUUAAGUUUAAUAGUCGGGGCAUGAACUGUGGCUCAUUCUCUACCUUUGGAAUUUAAUUAAUUAUGUUGUAAUUAGAACAAUUAAAAUGAAUCCAUAGAUAAGCGGGAGAACUCACAUUAUUAGUUAAUUAAAAAAUAAAAAAAAAAUUAGGCAAUUUCAGUUUUAAAAAUUUUGUAUAUUUAAAAGAAAAAAAUAGAUAUUUAGAAACUUCUCUAUGGUGACUAUUCUCUAUUGCUUUAUGAUAAGCUUUUGUAACAUUUACUUUUCAUUAUGAAAUCACACUUCAGUGCAGUCUAUGUAUGUAUUAUUAGAUAUAUUAUCUAAGUAACUGUGAAUAUGCAUUAUUAUUUAUUUUAUUGAAUAAAUCUAGCCGGAUUGUUCGUAAUUUGUACUACCAACUAUUGGUAGUUCAAUAUUAUUAAAUUUUAAUAAGACUGUGAGGUAAGCGUUAACAUUAUGAUUAUAUUUUCCCAAGGAAUCGAUUAUCAUGUAUUGCGCGUUUGCUACCCAAAAAAAUGAAUUAAGAAAAAAAUAGUAAGUACAUUGUAUAAUAUUAUGUAUAAUUAGAGUACCUAACGCCUGAAUCAUGUACGCAGUACUAAGUAUAAGUGCAUUUCUAUCUUAUUAUUGAACAAUAUUAUAGAAUGUAUAUGAGAUUGAACGGUUAAAUGUUUUUUUUUAAAUAAAGUAUGUAAAAAGAAACUUAAUAUUAACUAAAUAUGCUAAAUGGAACUAGUUAUGCAGAAAGCAGCCUCCUAUUGCCUAUAGGUGGUUGUAUUCAACCGACUUCAAAAAGAGGAGGUUCUCAAUUCGAAUGUAUGUUAUUUUUUUUUAAUGUUUGUUACCUCAUAACGUCGUCAGUUUUACACUUAUUCAGAGAAUUAAUUUUAUCUGAAAGUAUACACUUACAGAUGGGUCCCGUGAAAAUUUUAUUAAAAUCGGUUCAGCAGUUUAGUUUUUAAAUCAAAAUAAUUGGUUUUGCCGCAAUUGGAGUCUUUUUUUUUGUAGAACACGAUCUUAAUUAUUUGAUAAUAAGUUCCAAAUAUAAAAAUAUAAUACUUUCUAAUAAUAAAUAUUUAUUUCAAAACUUCAAAAAGAAGAGGUUUUCAAUUUGCUCUUUUUUUAUAUUUGUUACGUCAUCACUCUGUCAUUUCUAAACCGAUCUGGAAAAUCUUUUCUUUUUUUUUUAUCUAAAAAAAUAUACUUACAGAUUGGUCCCAUAGAAAUUGUAUCAAAAUCCGUUUAGUACUUUAGUACAGAUUAGUCACAUUUGUAGUUUUGUUUGUGGGACAAUCUUAUUGACUACAAAUUAUCUAUGCUAUCUUGGUUGCUACAAAUUAUCUGUGCUUCAAACUAUAAUGACUCUGUAUAUAUAUGUAGUACUGCGACGGGCUGGUAUAUAAGAAAGUAUAUGGUUGUAUUGUUGUAUCAUUACAAAAUUUGUCGCUUCUCUGAAAACGGUGACACAUGUUUUGUAUUUAGUUUUGUUUAAUGUAACAGAUGCGAAAUAUGCCUUUGCGGAUGGCUAGUGAAUUGACCAGCUAAUCUAUAGUAUACACACGGCCAUUCUUUUUAAUACACUACAAUAAAAGUUAAGACCAUCAA